Molecule: messenger RNA, 909 nt
Organism: Leptopilina heterotoma
Lineage: Eukaryota; Metazoa; Arthropoda; Insecta; Hymenoptera; Figitidae
Exons: 2
Coding region: 1-909 (302 amino acids)
Molecular function (GO): nucleic acid binding
Source: RefSeq, a predicted model, not a curated record
AUGAGAGGUGCUACUCGUCGAGUCUUGAGUAAAUGUGUUUUAUGUUUUAGAUUAAAACCCGCAGUUUCGUCACAAAUGAUGGGCAAUUUACCAGAGGUGCGAGUAACGCCGUCGAGACCAUUCGCUAAUGUAGGAUUAGACUACGCAGGGCCAUUUAAUAUAAAGGUAUCUAGGAACAAAACUGGUAAAGCGUAUCUAUGCGUUUUCGUAUGCAUGGCAGUCAAGGCCGUGCAUCUAGAAUUGGUCUCAGACCUGACAACAAACGCCUUUUUAAAUGCAUUGAAAAGGUUUAUAAGUCGUCGUGGUAAAUGCUUAACGAUAAUGUCUGACAAUGCGAAUAAUUCUAUUAAAUGGAGUUUUAUUCCACCUUAUUCCCCGCACAUGGGGGGAUUAUGGGAGGCAGCAGUUAAAUCUGCCAAAUCUCAUCUUAAAACGGUAAUCAAUGAAACACCGUUGACCGUCGAGGAACUUUAUACCGUAAUUGUGCAAAUUGAAUCUAUCUUGAACUCAAGGCCGUUGUAUCCUUUAUCAGCUGAUAUCAAUAAUUUAAACGUGUUGACUCCUGGUCAUUUUCUUAUUGGAACGGCCUUGAAUUCAAUUUUAGAGGAAGAUGUUCGAGACGUUCCCGUGAAUCGAACGAACAGAUUCCAAUUAUUGAGCAAAAUGCAACAGUCUUUUUGGCAGAGAUGGUCGACCGAAUAUGUGACACAGCUUCAAUCGCGUUUGAAAUGGAAGCAAAAAGAUCGCAGCGAAUAUGUAAGAGUUGGACGAAUGGUUGUGAUUAAGGAUGAUAAUUUGCCACCCUUACGAUGGCAACUUGGGCGAAUAACCGAAAUGCACCCAGGUGCCGAUGGACUGACUAGAAUUGUAAGUGUUCCCAGUGUGCAAAGUUGCAGAACAGUUAUGUAA